Molecule: messenger RNA, 6339 nt
Organism: Ostreobium quekettii
Lineage: Eukaryota; Viridiplantae; Chlorophyta; Ulvophyceae; Bryopsidales; Ostreobiaceae
Source: the annotation of a GenBank genome assembly
AUGGCGGGGACCACCGCCAAGGGCUGGGCCUUAGCGUCGUUGCUUGCCGCGCUCCUUGUCGCCUGCGGCGGGCGGGACCUCCUUCAGGACGGCGCGGGAGCGCCGGAGAGCGACGUCCCCGAGAGUCUCUUGGCCGACAGUCUGGGUUUGGAGAUCACGCUGACGACGCCGGGAGACCUGGCGAAGCCGGCGGGCCCGAUCGCGAUCAGCGGCUCGCAGCCCCUGACGGUUGUCUACUCGCGCUCCGUGGUCCCCCUCGGAGCAGGCUUUGAGGAGUUCGGCCUUCCAGCGAAUCGCACGCCGUUCACGUUGAGACCUGCGGUGGAGGGGCGCCUUUGGUGGGUGACGACGUACAUCGCCAGGUUCGACCCCGAGGGCGGAUGGCCCUCCGACCUGGAAGUGGAGUUCCAGCUGAACGAGGAACUGACGACGUUCGACGGCGUGGGCCUGUCCCUCGGUGAUCCCGAGCCGGUGGUCCUGCUGACGGACAGCCUGGAUAUGUCCGUCCGAAAAGUGUCGUCGGAGGAGGCCAAGAGCUUCACCAGCGGCCUGUGGGACGCGUCCGUGGGCCGGGAGGGCGAUAAGCUACCGGAGGUGCCGCCCGACGGGGUGAUCGAGCUGGAGUUCUCGCACGAGGUGGCCCUGGAGCUUCUGGAUGCGAACUUGAAGGUGAAGAGGGUGGGGGGGCAGGAAGCCGGGGCGACGGGGCCCGGCGGCGACUCGCCUGGCCUCAAGGCCGUGGUGCAGCCCUGCGGGAACGCGCCCUCGUCCCCCGAAGACGGCGAGAGCGGCGGAUUGGCGACCGAAGAGACGACGUGCGCGGUCGUCAGAAUCGAUGGCGAGAUCCAGGCGGACACGUUGUACGCGCUGUUCCUGGAGGAGGGCGCCGCUUACACCCGGAGGGAGGGCGCGGGGAGGCUGCGGCAGGCCCGGGAGGUGCGCUUCGCGGGUCUCCGGCCGUUCAGGAUACCCUUUGUGGCGGAGGCGGUGAACAUUAGCUCUCCUGUGCUGGACAUGUGGCUGCCGCAUGGGCUGGAAAGCCCCGAAGAGGCGCUGGAGGUGCUUCGAAGCGGCAUGGUCCUGACGAGCGAGGGCCAGUCCGUGAACUUCACGCUGGAGCUGCCGAACGACGGUACCCUGAGGCUGAACGCGUCCGGGCUGCAGCCUCUGAGUGUGUACCAGCUGUCCAUUCCUGCGGACCUGCCAGUCGUCGACCGGUACGGGCAGCCCCUCUUGCCCUCCGGUAUCGAUUUCGACGGCGCUGCGCCAGAGCCGUUCUUUUUCCCGUUGAUGACCCGUGCGACGCCUCCGCUGGCCUAUUUCGAAAGGGACCACCAAGACUGGACGAAGGAGGUGGUCACCAUUGGCAGGGGCCCAUUUCCAGCUUCUUUCAUUGGUGUGUGUGGCGCCCCGGAGCUUGACAUAUUCAAAAUCGAGGAGGAUGACAUCAACGCCGUGCUUGAUGUUUUGCAACUUCCCACUGGUGGCUCAGUCAAGGAAGCGUUUGGCGAGGCAGACAUGCCUUUUAAGGUUGACGUGCAGGAGUCGGGCUUGGUUGUUGAGGCACCAAGAGUACCUGAGCUUUUCGAGGCAACAGGAUUGCUGCUCCAUGAGACUUGCCGUAGUGGCAUGUACGACAAGCAGGUUAUGGCCGAAACUGACGUUCAGGUGUCCAUCGUUUCCGCGGGAUUGAUUGAUGGGAGCGGAGAAGCGACUGUGUGGGUGACGUCGAUGAGUGAUGGGACCCCUGUGGAGGGCGUGGAGGUACUUGUAUUCUCAACCCCAAGUGGCCAAUCUGACAGGGCGUUGCUUGGAAAUGCAACCACGGAUGCUGAAGGUCUUGCCAUCAUCCCUAUUGAGCAUGAGCGUGUGCUGGUUGUAGUCAAGCGCAAUGGGAAGUACCUGUUCCUCCCACGGGUCAACAUCGAUGAGCAUGCCACAAACCAGACACGGGCAUCUCUUGUUUUGGAUCGGAAGCUGGUGAGACCGGGCGAGACACUGCAUGUGAAGGGCUACGUUAUGGAACAGAAUGGGUCCAGCCUCUCUGCGUCCAGUGUCCGCGCAUCCACUCUGUCAAUCAUACCGCCGUUCAACCAGUCAGAGAGUCUGAAACUGGAGGACGUCAUCGAUGUUCAGGUUGAUGAUCGAUUUGGGACUUUCGAGGUGGACAUUCCCAUCCCAGAGGAUGCACCACUGACAAACUAUCGUGUGGAAUAUGGACCUCCUGGUGGGGCUGCGCCACGGCCCUCUGACGUUUUCAGGGUUGGCGAUCCCAGGCCUCCCACUGUGGAUCUGUCACUCACUGCACCAUUCUGGGCGUCUCCGGAGGCAGGUGUACAAGUCCAAGUGGAGGCUGUCAGCUUCAUUGGGGCUGCUGUAAGCGAUGCAUCGAUGACCCUGAGGUGGGGCGUCUUCGACAGCAAGAAGGAGCCAACACCUGGAAACGAACUGUUGACUGGGGAGCUGGAGUUCACAACAAACGAGACUGGUGUCGCCUCCCCCAUAAUCAGCUUUGAGGAGCUGCCCCCACCAGGGACCAUUCUGGAUGUAACUGUUCAGUGGGUUGGCCCAACAAGGGAAGUGAUUGAAAAGAAGGCUUUUGUCAAGCUGGAGCUUGCAAAUUUGGCGGUGGACAUCGAGAGGACGGUAUCCACAGAUUUUCCUGGCCAGGAGUUUGGUGUGAGGGCAGCCGUAUCCACACUUGAUGGUGUGAAGCUUGAAUCUGCCCAGGGUGUGCCAGUGCUCAAGUCUGUCAGUGUUGGAAGUGAGGCUGUGAGAAAGAGGGAACCAAUAUCGUUGCGGCCAUUGGAUGGAGAGGUGAUGAUCAGAUGCAACUCGUCCGGCUUCGAAACCUGUCGUAUGGUGCUCCCUGGUGUGGGACUCUUUGCGAUCGAAGUUUGCAUUGACAUUGAGGACACGACCCAACAAGUCUGCCAUCGCGACUUCCUUGGCAGAACACAAAAAUCUUGGUUCGAAAGGCCAUUAAUUGCGCAUCCCCCAGUCGGACUGGUGAGAAAAGGAGCAGAAGUUGCGAGGGUUGGGGAGGAAAUCACUUUCUUGUUGGAGAAUCCUUUUGAGAAUGCGCACGCGCUCAUGUCUUGGGGAUCCACUGCUGGGGAGAGGAGGCAGCGCAUUCAGCGGCUGGACAACAAGGCACUUGUGCCCCUCACAUUCGAGGUGGAUGAUGACUGCAGUGGAAAUUGUGGACUGUCAGUUGUGGUUGCUGUUCCCAGACAAGGGAAUUUCAAUGUGAUUGUGCCUGUCAGCAAGCUAUUUGAUGCCACUGCACCCCACACUGUGGAAUUCAGCGAGUCUGUGACGGUUGAACAAGAUCGUAACAUUUCCGUGGCCAUAGCAUUCCCUGGCGCACAAGAUGGUGGCGAGAUCGUGGUGGCUCCGCGCAGCAAGACCAACAUCACCCUGGAGCUGUCCGACUGCCGUGGUCUUGAAGAGCUGCAGGACUGCCCGCCUCUGUCAACAGUUUCAGAGGUGACCAUCAUCGCAGUUGACCAGGCAGUUCUCGAUGUAGUGCCGAUGCCUUUAAAGAGCCUUUCCAGCGAAUUCUUGCUGGAUCUGGCCGCCAGUUUCAACCACGAAUCCACCUCGAAAUUCCUUAUCGCGCCUGGUGCAGUGACGGAACUGCUGGAAGGCUUUACCCGACACCAGGAGCUCGAUCCUUGGUCAGAUCCAGUGAGGGACCUAACUCCUUCUUUCCUGACAACAGACCUUGACAAAUCGGAUGAAAAGUUUCUGGCUAGCAGGGCUAAGUUCAUCACACUGAGGCCUGAAGUGCCAGUGGUGCUGGCAGAUGAUGAAGCUGAUGUGGAGCCAGAGACAACGACACCCAGAGCAGAGGCCCUGGGCGCAGCUGCAGAAGCUGGACCAGGGGAUGUGCGGAUCCAGGCAGAAUUUGUGUCCACACCGUUGUUUGCAACAGUGGUCAGCGACGAGAGCGGCCUGGCAAAUGUGGAGUUUGAGGCACCUGAUAAUUUGGGAACUUUUGUAGUCCGGGGAUAUGCAACAUCAGGAACUGGGCUGUUUGGUAGUGGGGAGGCCAAGCUCAUUGUCCGCAAGGCCUUGUCGUUGACACCAUCAGCUCCUCGCUUUGUUCGGGUCAAUGACAAAUUUGAAGCAGGUGUGAUUGUCACUGUUGUUGGAGGAAAGGAGGGAGAUGAAAUCCGGCUGCAACUGGAUGGAGGCACAAAGGGUGAGGCUGUAGUACUCACAGGAGAAGAUACGAUGAGUGUCAAAUUGGAUUCUGACAACCAGGUUGAAGCACGUUUUGAGUUCACAGCACAGGAGGUGGGCGAAGCGCGCAUUGUGAUCAAUGCAGAGGGCGGAGAUGGGAUCGCAGAUUCUUUGGAGCUGACGAUCCCUGUGAAGGGCCAGCAGGAGCGAGUUGUGCUGGCAACGUCCUUCAGUGUGGCGGCACCUGAGGAUGGGACUGAAAGCUUUCAGCAGUUGCUGGACCUUCCCCAGGCUGUCCCAGGGAGUGGAUCAGUUGGCAUCACAGCAGGGGUGGGCCGACUUGCAACAGUUCUGUCGCUGACAGAUAUGGUGAUUGACACCAACCCAGAACAUGAGUGCCCCAUAUCCGUUGAUUUUGCUUUGGCCUUGUCUGUUAUCCCUGCUGUACUUCAGAAAUACGACCUCACGGGUGCAACAGACUCUGAAGCCUUGGGAUCAGGGCUUGAUGAGUCGGUUUUUUCGUUGGUCCGCAGUUCUGUGGCCAAUUUAUCAUCGGCAGUGGACACUCUGACCAAACUCACAAAUCCAGAAACAGGCCUUCAGCCCUGGCUGCGGUGCUCUUACUCUCAGACCCCUACUGCAACCGAAGAUGUGGACCAAACAAUCAGUAUUGCAAGGAAUGCAGAUGGCAUCUGGCUGGUCGAGCAAGCCGUGCCACUGAUGCUGGCAGCAGGACUGGACACAGAGGCAACACAGCUCGAGGGCCUUGCAGAGUACUGGCGCGACGCCCUUGCCAGAGAAAUCGUUGACAGUGCUCGGGCAGCCAGGAAAGAUGGCAAACGCAUCGAUGUAAGUUUGGUGAUAAGGGCAAGGUGGGCCUUGGGAGCGGCCUGGAGUCCGCCGAAGGGCACAAACGCAAGGGUUGCCAACGACCUGUCCAUGGACCGCGCUGCAAGCAAAGUCCUGACCUUGUCAGUGGAGGAUCAAGCUCGGUUUGUGCUGGCUACCCUGGAAGCAGCAGAUGGCGAAGCAGACGAGAAUGUGCAAAACGUGCUGGAAUUUUGGACAUCAAACCUCAGGGUGGGCAGCCGCACAGUGUACAUCAGCGACAGCGAGGGCUCGGAGUACCCUGCCAGCACAACGGGGAAUGCCCUUGCACUCUUGGCUUUUGCCCGUGGCGCACCUGACACCCCCCAACUGGACAGGCUGGCCAAUUUUGUGGGCAGUGCUCCUGCAGGAGUCCGUGGCUUUGGGGGUUUCGAUGCCCUGGAGAAGGCGUUUGCAUUGUGGGCAAUUGGUGACUAUGACCUCAAGGCUGGGAGUGCUACUCCAGAGGUCACCUUGGUUGUCAAGACUGGGAAAAAUGUGCUGUUGAAUGAAUCGUUCGGUUCAGCAGCGCUGCGAACAGUCAAGGAGUCUGUGUCAUGGGAAGAGCUGAAAAAGAACCCAGAGCCGCUUGAAUUUCAGGUUUCUGGUGCCGGCGAGGUGACUCUGGCUGUGACGUUAAUGUUUGUGCCACGCAGACCCAUCGAUUUCCCGACAUUCCAGGGCAUACUGGUUGAACAGAGCAUACAAAUGACGGAUAGCAAUUCAGGCAACGCCAGCAGUCCUCCCCUUUCGAAGAUUCCCCUGGGCUCUGUGGUCGCUGUGACAUUGCAAGUCACCAACCCCGAUCUGCUGGGUGGCACCAUGCUGCGUGCCCUCAUGCCUGGCGGCUUGGAGCCCAUUGAUCCCGCCUCUGAAAGCUUCAUAUGCCCACUGCUGUCAGAAGAGUUUCCAUUUGCAGUUUUCAGCUGUGCAGUCCAAGAGACACGGCCAGAUGUCGUGACCUUCCAGUACAACGAAUUGGCCCCAGGCACACAGGCGGUCACGUUCCGCGCUGUGGCAGCUACUGUGGGCACAUUUUCUCUGCCACCCGUUAGGGCCUUUGUGAUCGACCAGCCGGAGGUCAUGGGCAUGAGUGCUGCAGGAAGCAUUGAAAUUUGUUCUGGCGAAAAUUGCGAAGCGGAGGUGCAAAUUGCCAACAUGGGGCAGAUGAAGGCCUGUCCGAAUGAUUGCAGUGGACUUGGCCUCUGCAACCUGGAGAAAGGGAAAUGUUUGUGCUUUGAUGGCUACAGUGGAGAGGCGUGCGAAGAUUUUGUGGUCACUUGA